AUAUUGAACAUGUUUCCAAUUUUCUUCAUAUUUCUUGUUGGUUGUAGUUAAAUAAUUGAAAAUGAUCAAAUCAUUAAAUUUUUUGGUAAAUAUUUCCCAAAAUGUGAGAUGUACACGGCAAUUUUCUUUCACGGCGAUACAAGCACUUGAUCAAAAUUGGCGUGAACAGAAAGGACUGCCGGGAAAUCCAAAUGCCUUUGGACCAUUAACUAAUCUACCCGACUACAGUUUUUUGGAUGGCCGCCCAACACCACUCGGUUCUAACCAAAAACGGCGGUUGAAGAAACAGCAAGAGAUCGCUGAUAAAAUUGUAACACUAAGCGGUGAAUUAGAUUUUGCAAAGAAACGAUAUGCUCGCAUACAAGCUGAAGAGGCGGAAACAAAAGAAAAUAUUAUAAAGAACAAGCUGAAACCCAAAGGACAUCUGCUUCUCAAGAAAGAAUAAAAGUAGUGCAUUUUAGUCCAUAAUUAACAGUUCAAUAUAAUUAAAAGAGUUUAUGUAAUAAUAAUUAUAUACCAGAAUGCCUACCAAAGUUGUUAACAUAAA
Bactrocera latifrons is the source of this 547-nucleotide messenger RNA. RefSeq names its product 39S ribosomal protein L52, mitochondrial (gene mRpL52). Gene Ontology annotation, cellular component: mitochondrial large ribosomal subunit. Gene Ontology annotation, biological process: mitochondrial translation. NCBI's taxonomy places the organism in Eukaryota, Metazoa, Arthropoda, Insecta, Diptera, Tephritidae. Gene Ontology annotation, molecular function: structural constituent of ribosome. The coding region runs from base 62 to 445 and encodes 127 amino acids. The transcript has 3 exons. The record is from RefSeq and is a predicted model, not a curated record.